Molecule: messenger RNA, 1752 nt
Organism: Penicillium olsonii
Lineage: Eukaryota; Fungi; Ascomycota; Eurotiomycetes; Eurotiales; Aspergillaceae
Source: the annotation of a GenBank genome assembly
AUGAGUCUCAAAGUCGUGUCAUCGCUGCAGGACCAAAGCCCAUCUCGGGCCAUAGAUUGCUUGGAUAGUCAUGACGGUGAUAGUCAUGGAUCAGCCCAAUUUGAGCUUUUCCGGGGGCCUUUUGGCGCCUUGAGAUGGUCUCAGCCAUCGCUCGAUGAACCAUCCGAAUCUACUGAUCAAUUCACAAGCUCGCCAGACGAGAAUUGCGAUGAGCUGGAAUACAUAACAAGAGACGAAGAUGCUGGCUGUUUCUUCUGGCCGCUAGAUGACCUCGAGGAGAUAUCUGAAGACCUGCUCUUAGGAUUGGAUAUCCCACCCCUCGAGAGUCCCGGGACAUAUCAUAAUGAUCAAACGCAACAUUCAGAUCCGAAGCCGUUCCUCGAUGGGGGCAACAUCGAAGGCUGGACUCUCUUGUCACAUUACAAAGAGCGAAUUGUGCCGUUGAUAUCGCCCCUUCGACGGGGACAAGAAACACCAUGGAUGAGCCUCGUCAUGCCCUGUGCUGUCACUACUUUAGGUGAGCUAACUUUGGGCGGGAAGGUCAACCAUGCGAGACUCGCUCUUCUGAAUGCUGUAUGGAGUGCAAGCGCAUUCCACCUGAGUAACAACUCCAUUGGAUGCUUCGACCAAUGGACCAUCUCCGGAGAGCAAUAUCUAUCGCGCGGACAGUAUCAUUUUCAACGAUGCAUGGAAGAAGCAUGCAUGUCAAAUUCCAAAACAAGCAAAUAUAAGGAAAUUCUCAUGGCAAUAUUGAGUCUUUCAAAUGCAUUUAUGAUCAAAGGGGACCCUGGAAGACGACGAGCAUGGCUAGUGCAGAGUGAGAAAUUCAUCUGUGUAAAGGGCCUCAGCCAACCGACUCUAUCCGCCAAGAAAAGAGCCCUCCACCACUGCUAUGCUUAUAUGCGAAUCAUAGCAGAAACAACAUGUAUCGUGGGAAAUCCAGGGGAUAUCACCGAAGCGAGCUUUUCGCCAUACGAGAAUAUACCUUCCCUGUACGGGGGUGACUUCCGAGUCUAUCCCGAUCAAGAGUUCUCAACCACUGCUAUGCUCAUGGAGAAAGAUCCGGAGAUGGCACAGCGGGAUCUGCACCUCGCAAUACCUGGACAUUGGAGCUCUACGCUUUUUCCAACAGUGUAUGGAGUUGACGAAAUCUUCCUCAUGCUUCUGUCGCAAGUUAUCCGCCUAGCCAACGAGAGAGACCUGUCGAUGAUAUCUAGCAGCGCGACGGGCGUGACUCUCAGUCUCAAGGCGUUCUGGACACGAGCCAAAGCCCUAGAAAAUGCAAUUGAGCACCUCCUUUCACCAUCCAUUAGUACGCAGUAUCUACCGAAUACCGAGGGCCUCUCGACCAAGGUCACAGCCACUGCCCAAGCAAUGUACAACGCAUUAUUGAUCUUCUUCCAUCGCCGGAUAUACGAAAUCGACUCACGAAUGCUGCACGGUCAGGUGGAGGAGAUCCGCGUCUGUCUUAUCAAGGCAAAACAGGAGGAAGGGUACCAUGAUGAUAGCAAUAGUGCGGCGCUGAUUUGGCCGGCUUUCAUCGCCGCCUGUGAGGCUGUCACUCCAGAUCUGCAGUCAUACUUCUCCACGUGGUUUGAGCUGUGCGCCCGAACUACGGCACUGGUUCAUGCGUCGGUUGCUAAGGAAAUCUUUCAAACGAUUUGGAGCAAGAGGGGUGCAACUCAUGGAGAGGGGGCUUGUAGCUGGCCGGAUAUUCUGCGGGAUGGAUCUAUCCGUUUUAUGUGUGUAUGA